GCCUGCUCAGAUUAAAGCAAGAGGCUGAAUACCUAGGAUUGUGCAAGGGAGCUCCCAGGAUCGGAUGGAGCUGGCUUUGAUAUCACAUCUGUGGACAUAGAGGAUUGGGAACACCAUCAGAAUCCAGAACAGUGCAGACUUUUGACUUGGGAAGCCUUCCCAGAGGACAGCAACUAGCUGGAGGUGCUGAAUGCUGGUUUGUGUGUGUAGGGGGAGGUGGUGGUGGUGUGAGGGUCUGGCAUUUGACUCCAAUUAAGGUGAAAUCUGGAGAGAACAGGAAGAAGAGCAAAAAGUGAAUGUGAUGAAGGAGUCAGGGUGUCUCCCAGCUGCUCCAUCUGCUGUGAGGAGAGAUGGAUGGACAGAAGUGCUGCUGUUUGCGACAACCUGCCUCCAAAAUGUGAAUAAGAAAAUCCUGCAAGAGAACCUGGUUCAGUCGUGCUUGUGCUGUUAAGAUCUAUUUCAUUCAGAGCAGACAAACGUUCACCAGGGUUGCUCCAUUGGAAGAGAAGUAGAUUACCUGGAGCAGAAGAGCUAAAAUCCCUCUCGAUGAAGUUAGAUUGGUUUGGGAUGCGUUCCCCACUCUGUAUACAAAUCGUCCUAACCAUGGGCACUGUGUAACCACAGCGUAUGGCUGGCUAAAGUGUUGGGUUGCCUCCUUUUUAUUUCUUAUAUAAGUUUGAACAAUGAUCACAGUCAAUUCGGAUGGAAAAAUAAUGAUCAGAAGAUGUCUUGUCACCUUGAGACCUUUUAGGAUAUUUGUGUUGGGCAUUGGAUUUUUCACCCUGUGCUUCUUAAUGACAUCUUUGGGAGGCCAGUUUUCAGCCAAAAGACUGGGAGACUCUCCCUUCACCAUCAGAACCGAAGUGAUGGGCGCGCUGGAGUCCAGAGGGGUGCUGCGGAAGAUGAGCGACAUGCUGGAGAUGAUGGUGAAGAGGAUGGACGUACUAGCCAGGCUGGAGAAUAGCACUGACUUCCGGAGAGGGGAGGAGGCACGUUUUCCUCCGGACAGGUUCCAGUCAGCAGCAGGUUUGAUGGAGAGGAUCCAAGCUAUUGCUCAGAAUGUCUCUGACAUUGCAGUGAAAGUAGAUCAGAUUCUCCGGAACAGCCUCAUGAAUGGGAAAGUGAUAGAAGGCAGACGGGACCAAUGCGAGGUGCCCAGGGACCCCAAAUACCCUGACUGCUCUGGAAAAGUGGAGUGGAUGAGGGCCAGGUGGACGUCCGACCCCUGCUAUGCAUUUUUCGGCGUGGACGGCACAGAAUGCUCGUUCCUCAUCUACCUCAGCGAAGUUGAGUGGUUUUGUCCUCCGCUGCCUUGGAGAAAUCAGACAGCAGCCAUGCCAUCCUCAAAGCCACCACCCAGAGUGCAGGCAGUCUUUCGGAGCAACCUCUCUUACCUCCUUGAGCUGAUCGGGAGUGGCAAGGAAUCCUUGAUCUUCAUGAAGAAGAGAGUCCGGCACUUGGCCUCACAGUGGCUUCUGGCAACCCGAAGCCUGGCGCAGAAACUGAAGGGCAGACGGCGGGAUCAAAAACAGAUCUUGAUUCACAUCGGCUUCCUGACGGAGGAGUCAGGGGAUGUUUUCAGCCCCAGGGUGCUGAAGGGGGGACCUCUGGGCGAGAUGGUCCAAUGGGCAGAUAUCUUAGCUGCCCUCUUCAUUCUGGGACACAGCCUAAAAGUCACAGUUUCUUUGAAAGAGCUGCAGAGUAAUUUAGGGGUGCCUCCAGGACGGGGCAAUUGUCCCUUGACUGUCCCUUUGCCCUUUGACCUCAUUUACACUGAUUACCAUGGCCUCCAGCAAAUGAAGCAACACAUGGGGCUCUCCUUUAAGAAAUACAGGUGUCGCGUUCGGGUCAUUGAUACCUUUGGGACAGAGCCAGCCUACAACCUUGAGGAGUAUGCCACUCUGCACGGCUACCGGACAAACUGGGGGUACUGGAACCUGAAUCCCAAGCAGUUCAUGACCAUGUUUCCUCACACUCCCGACAACUCCUUCAUGGGCUUUGUGUCUGAGGAGCUCAACGAGACUGAGCGGCAGUUCAUUAAGUCCAACAAAGCAAGCAACAUGGCAGUGGUGUACGGGAAGGAAGCCAGCAUCUGGAAGUUACAGGGCAAAGAAAAGUUCCUGGCCAUCCUUAACAAGUACAUGGAGAUCCACGGCACUGUUUAUUAUGAAACCCAGCGUCCUCCAGAGGUCCCAGCUUUUGUCAAGAACCAUGGCCUUCUGCCACAGCACGAGUUCCAGCAGCUUCUGAGAAAAGCCAAGCUUUUCAUCGGAUUUGGAUUCCCUUAUGAAGGUCCCGCCCCUUUGGAAGCGAUAGCCAAUGGGUGUGUUUUCCUGCAGUCUCGUUUCAACCCGCCGCACAGCUCCCUCAAUCAUGAAUUUUUCAGGGGGAAGCCUACAUCAAGAGAGGUGUCCUCCCAACACCCCUAUGCAGAGGACUUCAUAGGGAAGCCUUAUGUGUGGACGGUGGACUACAAUAACUCAGAGGAGUUUGAAGCCGCUGUCAAAACCAUCAUGAGGACCAAGGUGGACCCUUACGUACCCUAUGAAUACACCUGCGAGGGGAUGCUGGAGCGGAUUCACGCCUACAUUCAGCACCAGGAUUUCUGUGCUGGGGCUUCUCCUCCUCUGCCAGCAAAGCCCAACGGCCAUGCUAUGCCAAGCUCUCCGAGUCCAUUCACCCUGUCACCGAACGCCACUCACCUUGUGUGGUUGUACAAUGCCAGCAGCGCCCCCCAUGUCUGGCCUCCUGUGAGCUCCAUGCAGGUGUGGGUGUCUGAGGCCGGGCGAGCCUGCACUCAGACCUGUCAGGAGCACGGGCUGGUCUGUGAGCCGACAUUCUUCGAGUUUCUCAACAAGAAGGACGUGUUUCUCCAGCUUCGCAUUGCCUGUGACAGCAUGGAGUCUGAGAUGAGCCACCUCUACCCGGCGCUGGCUGAAAAUGUGCAGGAGUGCUACCUCCAGAAGGAACCGCUGCUGUACAGCUGUGCAGGCUACAGCACCAAGUACCGGCGCCUCUGCCCAUGUCGCGAUUACCAGAAAGGACAAGUGGCUCUGUGCAGGGACUGCUUGUGAUUCCACCCCCUGCUCCCAGAGUCCGGAGAGCGUGUGUUGUGACAUGCCACACGCAACAAGUAGCUUUUUCUCAAAGCUUCUGCAAUAUCCAAGAAGGACAGGACAGCUCCCUGUUCUUGGAAACUCAUGUCGAGACUUUGGAUGUCAGACUCUGUCGGUUGUUUUGUCUGCCAGUCAAAUGUCCGUGACUGACCACCCGCUCAUGCUGGAUUUUUAUUUCUCAAGACACAUCUCCUUCCACGCCCAAGCCCACCUGAACUUCAGAGGAGCCCAGUGCCGCUUCAGUAGGACAAGGCGCCAGCAGCCUGUUGGUUUGAGUUUCAUCCUCUUUUAACGUCCUAGUUUAUUUAUUUAUAUUUUUUAUCAAAUUAAAGCAGCAAAACAACCAUCGGUCCUUCCUGAGGAGUUAUUUGGAACAAUCUCCUUAGAAAUACUUACGUGGGGGUGACAGAUCUUGGAAGGCUCCAGUGCCAGACACAUCUAGGAAGAUGCCUUCGAUUCUAUCAGUCCGAUCCACUGUCCUGCCUUUGGAAGGGACAGAGGGAGGGGGAGGCGUUCUACACAUGCUGAUGGGAACACGUCUCUUAUUCCAUUCCCGUCACUAGCACUAGUAAGAGCUUGGGAACCCUGCCCCGCAGAAGUGCGGGGGGUGGGGGUGGAGAUUCUGGGCACGACAUCACAGCACCAGAGACAAGCGUCCCUGUGCAGUAGCUCAGGGGGAUGUUAAUGUUGUGGCAGUCACAUGCCAGAACAGAGUGUGCAGGGAUCGACCUGUUCACAGCUGGGGCCAAAGAGGGACGUUCUGAGGGAGGGAGCUGACCCCCGCACCAAGUGGUUCCCCAUUUCUUCAUGCUGCUCUCCUAGUUUCCCAGACGAAGGCCUUGGCUGUAGCAGCCAGUCCUCACCAUCCCCGGAAUGGCGUGCUCUGCCCCUUUAAGGGACAGGGGCCUGGGGCCAGCCAGCCCUGUUCCAUUAUCAGACCCAGCUGGGAAGGGGUCAGCUGUGUUCCAGAAAGGUCUGAGAGAGCUGCUGGAAGGGGAGCUCCAGGAGCGAGGGUGGUGUCUGGCCCUGGAGCAAAGGGGCAGGGGCAGAGGAAAGACCUCUGUGGCCAGGGCUGCUCAGGGUGAGCGCUUUGUUUUGUGUUACUUUGUGAGUUUUUUGUUUGAAUUAAACUCCUGCCCUGAGACACCCCAUGGGUGAGGUGUUAGUCCGCUGGGGAGCCAGGCCAGCAGCCCUGCAAUCUCCCAUUCAGUCGGAGACAUUCUGCACCACCAGGGAGCAUGGGCUGCCCCUGUGAGACUGGGCUGUGGAGCAGCCCGACCCCCUGGCAGGUUCGAGCGGGCACAGCUGGCUGUGGGUCAGGUGGCAGGUGUAACCCACCCCCACUGGUCUCUGGAGGUUUGGCAGGGGGGAGCCUGGAGAGCAAGUCCCCCAAGCCUGAUAUGGCAGGAGAGGCACAUGGGCCAGUGGUUGGGAAUCCCUGAGGAGGCAGACCAGGAAGGGUGUGGCAUUGCACGGCUGACUCGCAGCACUGGAAGUGUUCGGGGAGGCUCUGGGUAGGGAGCUCUCAAGACAUGCCCAUCCGCUGAGCCCUGAGAGAAGCGGCUGGUCCCACACAGAGCCUUCCUGGGAGCCAUGCUAACAGCAUAGGGAUGCAGAGGGACCAGUCUGGCAAUGUCUGCCCUGCACGGGGCU
This is a messenger RNA of Gopherus evgoodei (Goodes thornscrub tortoise), 4769 nucleotides long. RefSeq names its product alpha-1,6-mannosylglycoprotein 6-beta-N-acetylglucosaminyltransferase B (gene MGAT5B). The record is from RefSeq and is a predicted model, not a curated record. Gene Ontology annotation, biological process: protein N-linked glycosylation. Bases 684 to 3074 code for a protein of 796 amino acids. Gene Ontology annotation, cellular component: Golgi apparatus. NCBI's taxonomy places the organism in Eukaryota, Metazoa, Chordata, Testudines, Testudinidae. Gene Ontology annotation, molecular function: alpha-1,6-mannosylglycoprotein 6-beta-N-acetylglucosaminyltransferase activity. The transcript is spliced from 18 exons.